GGAGACAAUCUUUAUGUUAUCAUUUUUUCAUUCGUUCAUUGGAAAGACUUCAACUAUCUUCGAGAAGCAUGCAUACAUGUUUACGUGUCUCAAAGUCUAACAUGUUUCUUAUAUAUUAAUUUUUCUAACAAUAGUGUUAUCAUGGAUUAUAGGUUUUUUCCAACAAAAAAGAAUAAAAGGAUGAUGCAAAUCGUUAAUGAAUUAAGAACACUUAUAGUAGGAAUUAUCAAUAAAAGAAUGAGAAUGAUUGAGGUUGGAGAAACACAUAAUGAUUUAUUGGGUAUAUUAUUGGCAUCCAAUUUACAAGAAAUUCAACAACAUGGACAUAAAAAAUUUAGUGUGAGCAUUGAUGAGGUGAUUGAAGAGUGUAAACUAUUCUAUUUUGCUGGGCAAGAGACUACUUCAACUUUACUUGUAUGGACAAUGAUUUUAUUGCGUAAAUAUCCUAUUUGGCAAGAAAGAGCUAGAGAAGAAUUUCUACAAGUGUGUGUAAGUGAUGAACUUGAUUUUGACAAGUUGAAUCAACUAAAAGUAGUGACUAUGAUCUUUAAUGAGGUCUUAAGGUUAUACCCAUCAGCAUAUGUGAUUAAUCGAAUGGUUAACACAGAAACAAAGUUAUGGAAUUUGUGCUUACCUUCUGGGGUGCAACUCCUAUUACCAACAAUUUUGUUACAUCAUGAUACUGAAACCUGGGGAGAUGAUGCAAUGGAGUUCAAGCCAGAGAGAUUUAGUGAUGGAAUAUCAAAAGCAACAAAAGGACAAGUUGUGUUUUUUCCAUUUAAUUGAGGUCCAAGAAUAUGU
Molecule: messenger RNA, 801 nt
Organism: Capsicum annuum
Lineage: Eukaryota; Viridiplantae; Streptophyta; Magnoliopsida; Solanales; Solanaceae
Product: cytochrome P450 CYP72A219
Exons: 2
Coding region: 142-786 (214 amino acids)
Molecular function (GO): heme binding; iron ion binding; monooxygenase activity
Source: RefSeq, a predicted model, not a curated record